AUGACACCGACCAAAAACUUAAUUUGGAUUGUCACUUUCUUUACGCUUGAUCUACUUACUGCUGCUUAUAGACUGUGCGAGAAUUCACUGACAGAUGACGUCGAUAACAUCCCAGAAUUGAUUAAAAAUCUUCCGAGCGAUUAUAGGAUAACCCUUAAAUAUGUCCAUAAAGUGGAACACGUACACAAUCAUUGCUGGUUACAUUUGAUGGUACCCGAGUUUGCAAAGAGCUUGAAUAACUUACUCCACAAAUUUCCAAGAACAUCUGACGCCUCAGACAACCACUCAAUCCUAAACAGCCUCACCAGAAUGAUUAACGAUCUUCUGGAAUGCCUCACAUCAGACAGAUAUAAAGACAGCGUCCAUUCCUAUCAAGAAAGUGAAUUCAGUCCCAAGGAAUUCUUUAAACAUUUCAAUAAUAUGAUUAAGAUCUUUAAGGCAUUUUCAACAAUACCGGCGGAUGAUAAUUGCGAUCUGUUCUCCACAACGCCAACCCUGCUUAACGAUUCAAAAGUCACUGAUCCACCUCCUGUCGUUAAAAGUGCCCAAGAUACUACCAGUUCUCACCUACAAACAAUGAAUGUCACGUCAUCAUCUACACCCAAAGACGAGAAGCUCGAACUUCCACCAGCUAGAAGAAAACCCGCUCAAGAGCUGCAGCAACUGAUUAUGGCCGAAAAACGAGCCCAAGCCAUACUAUUUGGACUGAUGCUAAUUUUAUUUUUCAUCAGCAUAAUCUGCUUGUUUUUCACCUACAGAUCCUUAUCGCAACGACUGAAAGUGCUAUCUACAUUCGUCUACGUAAAGUUACCCCCUCAUUUCACGUUAAGUUUGAGGAUGAGAGUGAACUCUAAAUGGCUCCACGGUCCUCUGUGUUUCCAGCAAGGGGGCAUAAUGUCAUUCUUUACAUGCUGA
Messenger RNA from Gavialis gangeticus (Gharial), 915 nucleotides. Its product is annotated as kit ligand-like. Gene Ontology annotation, biological process: positive regulation of cell population proliferation; cell adhesion. NCBI's taxonomy places the organism in Eukaryota, Metazoa, Chordata, Crocodylia, Gavialidae. Gene Ontology annotation, cellular component: plasma membrane. The record is from RefSeq and is a predicted model, not a curated record. Bases 1 to 915 code for a protein of 304 amino acids. The transcript has a single exon. Gene Ontology annotation, molecular function: cytokine activity; stem cell factor receptor binding.